AUGGCAGCUGGGAAUAAUCCUCCGGGUCCUGUGUUGGGCUAUGGAUCGAGAGCUGCUGAGCCGGCUUCGUCUAUCCUGGCGACACACCUCGCCCCGCGCCUAGCAUCCCAAGGGCAAGGGCAUGAAGCACACCGACUAUCCCGAGAAGCAUUCUCACAACUUCGUGAAGAACUAUUGGGAGAAAGACACAGCCAAGUACGCGUGGAUGAGGGUAUCACCGAUAUUAACAAAUUAGUAUGCAUCGUGCUCAAGGCGGGCCUCGAAGCAAGUCCUGCCGAUAGCACCCCCGAAGAGGACCUGGAAGGACAAGUCCAGGAUUGCCUGGAUAUCAUCCUCGCCAGCAUUGAGAAGGCUCCGCAGGCUCUCUGGGAUACCUCUGACCCUCUCAUCUUAGGCGAGGAUGUUCAUGCACCUCUGUUCGCAUGGCUCAUUCUGCGCCUGAUCAGAUUAGCCGGCAUGUGGAGUUCCAGAGGAAUCCAGCAAAAGAUUCACAUGGUCUUGAAUAGCAUGGCAUGCCAUCAAUACAGACAAUCCCGGCCAUCACCAUCACAUAAUGCCAUUUCGGCCUUUCUUCGAGCUUGCAUGUCAGACAUAUUGUGUUCGCUGGAAGCCUUCCAGGAUGGUGGUUAUUUACGAAAUCUUCGUUCUCUUAAACUAACCAUGCCGGCGGCCACUGGGUCUAUUCUGUUGGAUUUAGAUACCUUGAAUGUCCCCCGUGCGUUGUUGAAGAAACAUAUCGCGCUUGGGUCGUUUUCUCAAGCAGCUUCUCUGGCUUUGAGUCUUUUGAAUUCCGUUAGCCCCAACACAAUGGAUCAGAGUGCUACAAAGCGUCCCAAUUUCGCACUCCAUCAGAACCUCCCGUGGGCGAUGAAUGGGGUAACCCGUCUACGAAAGGUCCUUGUCAGAUGGAUACAAAACUCGGGGGUGGAGGUUGCUCUGGCCGAAGAGCAUGUCUUCAUGCAAUUCCUGGCCUUGACACACCGUCUAUGUGUUUCCAAGUCACCUUCAAAUUCCAUGAUGGCCGAUAUGAAUUUAUCCUUCACCUGGUCUCAGUGUCUGAGCGAAUUCAUGUUCCUCAGUGUAACCCACCGGCUCUCGGCUCUCCAGAUCGAUAUUAGCCAGAUUUUGGAUGAGACAGCAGUAACGAUAAAGUCAUCUGCGAUAUUUGCACAGCAAUUGAAAGAACUGCUUCUUCCUGCUCUGACUGAUGUCCAGGGCAAAGACUCAAACUCCCGGUCUAUUGAGAAUUGUUUCUGGAAUUCUGUCAAUGCUCUGCAAUCCGACCUUCUGACUGUAGCGAAAUCAACCCACCCUCUUUCUGGUACUGCCUCGGCGCCUAUAGAGGUCGACCCAUCUACAGCUAGUCAACGACCUGGUCCCAUGGACCAAAGUCUGGAGCCAGAUCCAGAAAUACGAGCACCCAAACGAUUAUGUCUGCCUGCUGAACCGUCCGUCCACAGCCUGACUCAAUUGCUUCUAGAACGGCUUUCCUUUUUGUUAGGUUGCGAUAAGGUACAGAAUUUAGGUGGUCUAUACGCUGCUAUGGGUGGGCUUCCCGAGCCCCAAAAGGCUGAUUUUUGGGAAGCUUUCGGCAAACUUCCCUGUCUCAUGGCAGGCGCCUCGAUACAAAAACCAUCAAACCUCAUCGCCCAUGGCAAUUAUUCUUGCCAUGUAUGUGAUGAUGAACAGAAUCGACUCGAAAUCGCGCCGGACAAUAGUCUCUUUGACUAUGAGAACGUGUGGAAUAUAUUUGAUUUGGUCUUACCAAAGCUCACACGCACCCCUGGUCCACGAGUGGCUGCCAUGAUUGCUCUCAGGCGAAUUUUGAUGCAUUCGCCUAGUUUAGACCAGACACAUCUUUCGUCUUCUCCUUGUGGGGAAUUUUGUCUGCAUUCCCUUCGCAGUUCCAUUCGAGAGCUUCGAGUUGCAACAGCGUACACGGUGGUGGCCUUCGUGCGUCGAAACUUUCCUUUGGAAGUCCGUCGAGCAAAUUUUGUGAUCCUUCUGGAAUGGCUUAAAAAUCUUGCUGAAAAAGAUGAAAUGCCUUUACAGGAGACAUGUGUUCUGUCACUGAGUCGGCUUGCAAGGAUGUCGGAUGAUGAUGAGAAAAAUAUCAUCCUGCUACGUCUCAUAGAGUACCUGGGUCAUCCAAACCCUUAUGUCUGUGCGACAGCAUACAACGAGCUAUAUAAACUUGCACAAUAUUUUGCCUUGACACCCGCUGGAUUAUUUCGACCUUACUGGAGAACCCUUUCCGUGGCAGUUGUCAAAAAUCUCCAGUCGCGCCCACAUAUGGCUGAGCAGCUUUGUGAUCUUCUUGGUAUGAAGGUCGAUGGCUUCCUACGGUUGACAGAAGUCUAUGUUCUCCCAUAUCUUGUCUUGACCAGAAAACGGGACAUCAUCUCCAGAAUUGGAGCAACCCGUAAUGAAGGCGAAUCUCCAUUUGACGUCUGUUCUGAAAAGAAUAAUCUUGCAGCAAUUCUUGCUUUCCUCCUAGCCCAGCAAUCUGAUAACCCCGAAGCCAUGAUCAUGUCCCUUCUUGCAGAUAUCGAUCCUGCAUUCAGAGGCCGAACACUGGCUGAAUUAGUGCGGAUUGAACCAAUUCUCAUUGCUUGUGAUUUGCUCAAGAGUCUCGGUGAUGCCGGUGACCAAAAUAAAGAGAGAUUCCAUCAAGCGCUUCAACGUCUGGCGAUCUUUGUGCCGCGAAAAUUUUCGCAUGGCAGUUCCUUGAAAAAAUCAGAUCUGUUGAGUCAUUUCAUUGAGGAGCAUGUUUUGGGAAUAAUCACCCAAUUUGCCAAUGCAAUCAAUGACUUUCAAGUUAGACAAACUUUGGCUGAAAAACGAAGAAACUUGAAGGCCAUUGAAGAAAUGAUCAAUAUUGCGCAAGGUCAUGUCAGUAAUGCUUUACCUCAGGUCUGCGCCUGUCUACGGUCUGCACUUGAAAUUGAAGAAUUGUGCGACCAUGCAUUCUCGGCCUGGAAGACAUUAAUUAGUUCUCUCAACGAGGAAGAUAUUGAACCCCUGAUUGAUCAAACCUGGGCAAUCGUGAUCAGAUACUGGGAACGACUAAUGGAGGAAAGCAAGAAACAUGCUUAUCAGCUCAUUGACCAUAUUUUAACGAAUCACCCAAGCCUUGUACGUGAUACAUUUAACACCAUGCCCUCACUGGCGUCCAUCCCUGAAAUGGCGGUUUUGGAUCACAAGAUCAACGAUUUACGGGCCCAAAUGGACGUCCGAAGUCAAUUUCUAGCGCUCAUUCGCCGCUGUCAAAGCGAGAAUGCCACCGUCGUUGAACAGACUCUCACAGAAUUGAUCCCUUUCCUGUCGGAGAAUGAGGAUUUUCUUCAUAUUUCUGUCCUCAGCGAACAGCCUGAUCCUGUAAUUGCUCAGUUGACGAGAGCACUACUAGACUGCUGCGUCAAAUUCAACACUAGUUCCGACUGCAUUACUCUGCUUUCAGCCCAGUGUUUAGGUCUCAUUGGCUGUCUGGAUCCAAAUCGAGUGGAAACUAUCAAGGAGAAAAUGGAUAUCCUUGUGUUGUCUAAUUUCGACCGAAUGGAAGAAACUGUGGAAUUCAUUCUUUUCUUUCUCCAGAAUGUACUUGUUGAAGCCUUCUUAUCUGCGUCUAACACACGAGCACAGGGGUUUUUGGCAUACGCCAUGCAGGGUCUUCUCAAAAUCUGCAAACUCAACGUGGUUGCCACCCAACGGACUCGCGAUAUUCAAGGAGAUGAAAAGUAUCAACGAUGGAUGGAGCUUCCGGAAAGUGUUCGCAAUACACUCACGCCAUUCCUCACUUCAACAUACACAGUUACUGUUGUUGCAAAUAGCUCGAAAGCGAAGUACCCCUUGCUAUCCCCCCAAGUCACACAUAGCGAGUGGCUUCGAAGUCUAGUGCAAGAUCUACUUCAAACAGGCAACGGCGACAACGCAAAGCUUGUAUUCGCAGUAUGCAGUCGUGUCGUCAAAGGCCAAGACAUCUCCAUUUCCUCAUUUCUUCUACCUUUUGCAGUUUUGAACCGUAUCGUUGGGGGUACCGAGCAGGAGCUACAGAAUCUCCAACAGGAAUUGAUGAAUGUUCUUUCUCAUCCACUUCCCGAAACGAACAAUCAUGUCCGGGAAACGAUCAUCAGCUGCAGUCAGAGUGUCUUUGCGGUCCUGGACUACCUUUCGCGGUGGCUUCAGGGUAAAAAGAAGGAAUUGAAUAGCCCAAAUAAUCAGUCAUAUCACUCAAGCCGAUCCCACAAAGAACCAGGCCGAGAUCCUUUGCAAGAAAAAUACGCAUCUCAAAUCAAAUCUGUGGAAACCCUACUUGCUUCAAUUCCGCCUGAAGUCAUUUCAAAACGAGCUGUAGAAUGCAAAUCAUUUUCCAGGGCUCUUUUCCACUGGGAGCAAUACAUCCGCAAAUGCAGAUCACAAGUGACUACAAGUGAGCUUUCCAGCACUGAGGGACUGUACCAAAGGCUGCAGGAUAUCUACAGCCAAAUUGAUGAACCGGAUGGAAUUGAAGGCAUUUCAAGCCACUUGCCCGCGCUUAAUAUUGACCAGCAGGUCUUGGAGCACCGGAAGGCCGGAAGAUGGGCAACUGCUCAAAGUUGGUAUGAAUUGCAGCUUGAGAAGGAACCAGACAAUGGUGACGCUCAGUGGAAUCUUGUAACUUGCCUAAAAGAAUCCGGCCAACAAGAUGCAAUCUUGACUCGUUUUGAGGUCCUUAAGUGUAACAAGUCCGCUGCUACUCGAUUUUUGCCAUUUGCAGUAGAAGCAUCAUGGAUAACCGGCAGAUGGGGCAAGCUACAAGAAUAUCUAGAGUCAUGCGCGGAGCAAGCGGCCGGCGACUUCAAUGUUGGUAUCGGAUCGGCUCUCAAUUGCCUUCGACAAAACGAUUCCGAAAAAUUCGCAGAAAUCAUCAGCAAGCUCAGGCUCAGCAUAGCAAAGUCAUUGACAGUUAAUUCCGCGGGCUCUUUACAGUCGUGCCAUGACGAUAUGCUCCGGCUACAUGCAUUGGCGGAUAUGGAAGCGAUAGCCAAGGCACGAGGUCCCAAUUCUCAGUUACCUUCAACCCUUUUGGAUGCCUUGGAUCGACGUUUAGAUGUGUUAGGCGGUUAUCUUUCCGAUAAGCAGUACCUUUUGGGACUUAGACGAGCUGCAAUGGAACUAGCGGGCGAUUUUGGCCACUCUGAAAUUUCGGCUGCCUGGAUCACUAGUACUCGCUUAUCGCGAAAGGGCAAUUUUACUUAUCAAGCUUAUCACUCGAUGCUUAAUGCAGCUCGGUUGAAAGAUCGGGAAGCUACGAUUGAGCACGCCAGACUUCUUUGGAAAGAUGGACACCACCGAAAAGCCAUUCAAACCUUGGAAGGCGCAAUAUCUGCCAAUGAAUUGAACUCAACCACAUCUGGUGCAGUCGAUUCUGAGUCGGUCUCGUUCCUUUCAGGUCGUGGGCAACAUCAAAACGAAACCGCUGCUCGGGCACACCUCUUGUUGGCAAAAUGGACAGACAGAGCAGGUCAAACCCAUUCCCAAGCAAUCGUUCAACGAUAUCGCGAAGCUAUCAAACUGUAUCCGAGGUGGGAAAAGGCGCACUACUAUUUGGGAAAACACUACAACAAGAUCCUUGACUCUGAAAAAUCCAAACCAAUGGGCAAAGAAGCUCAAAUCUAUCUGAGUGGAGAGGCCACAAAGCUUGUGAUUGACAACUAUCUUCGUUCGUUAACCUAUGGAAGCAAAUAUGUAUUUCAGACGCUGCCAAAACUUUUGACCCUUUGGCUAGAACAUGCCUCUAUCGUGGACCAGCCAAUUGAUCCAAAACGAGGGGACAAUGAAGAAUUUCAACGACACACCAAAGCCCAGCGACAAAAGAGCUUGGAUGAAAUGCAUUCUCAACUCAAAAAAUACAUUUCUUCUCGCCUGCAACCUGCUCUACUGUUCACGAUAUUACCUCAGGUGGUGGCUCGAAUUUGCCACCCAAACAGCACUGUGUACGAUUUACUGACGCGAAUUGUGAUUAAAGCCGUCCAUAACUUCCCGCAGCAAGGCCUUUGGACAGUCCUUGCGGUCGUCAAGUCUUCUAACAAAGACCGAGCCCUCAAGGGUCAAAUUUGUCUCACCAAAAUCCAAGAAUACAGCAGCAGGCACAAGACCGACUCGAAACAUCUAGACAUCCGCCGUAUGGUCCAUCAAGGUCAGAGAUUCUCAGACGAGUUGUUGCAGUUGUGCCUGGCACGUGUUGAGGACAGGGUUUCGCGAGUAAAUCUCGCUCGCAGUUUAGGAUUCAACCAUAAAGUUGCCCCAUGUCGCCUGGUCGUGCCAUUCCAGGCAAUGUUGAUACCUAGUCUCCCUGCCAGUCAUGACUCUGAAUACUUGAAAGGGUUUCGGCCCUUCCCACGAGACCCAACCACAAUAGAGGCUGUCUUGGACGAAGCGCAGAUCUUGAACUCCCUUCAAAAACCUCGCAAGAUCAGCAUCCGGGGAUCGGACGGAAAAAUUUAUAACGCACUUUGUAAACCUAAGGAUGAUUUACGGAAGGACCAACGUCUCAUGGAGUUCAACAAUAUGAUUAAUCGGUUCUUGAAACGAGAUGUCGAGUCAAGCAAGCGACGCAUGUACAUCAAAACUUAUGCGGUAACUCCUUUGAACGAGGAAUGUGGUCUCAUCGAAUGGGUCGACAAUCUCAGAACACUGAGGGAUAUCAUCAUCAAAUUGCUGCGUGAAAGAGGAGUCUCGCCGAAUUACAACGAGAUCAGGCAUCAUUUGAAUGAUAUUUGUGCAGAUCGGUCAUUUUCCAAGCUUUCUCUAUUUACCACAAAGGUCCUAGCAAAACUCCCUGCUGUUCUUCAUGAAUGGUUCAUCGAGAUGUUUCCUGAGACCGAAUCCUGGUUCACAGCAAGGCUACGCUAUACGCGAUCUUCGGCCGUAAUGUCAAUGGUUGGAUAUGUCCUAGGUCUGGGCGACCGACAUGGCGAGAACCUGCUGUUUGAAGAAGGAACAGGUGGCAUUUUGCAUGUCGAUUUCAACUGUCUAUUCGACAAGGGACAAACAUUUGAGAAACCAGAGGUUGUUCCAUUCCGCCUAACACAUAACAUGAUUGAUGCAUUUGGUUCCUACGGAUACAACGGGCCCUUCCGGAGGACCUGUGAAAUCACCCUUGGCCUCCUACGACAGAACGAAGAUGCGUUGAUGACCGUUCUUGAGACUUUCUUGCAUGACCCCACCACAGACUUCAUUGGGAAACGACGUCGGAAUCACAGUAAUUUCCCUGAUACUCCAGCGGGCGUACUCGAGGAUGUCCGGAACAAGCUUCGUGGUUUCAUGUCAAAACAGCCUAUUCCACUUUCCGUGGAUGGGCAGGUCGAUGAACUUAUUAUGCAGGCAACCGACAAGAAAAACCUUGCUUCGAUGUAUAUAGGGUGGUGCGCGUUCUUUUAG
Penicillium macrosclerotiorum is the source of this 7422-nucleotide messenger RNA. RefSeq names its product protein kinase MEC1 (gene atrA). Bases 1 to 7422 code for a protein of 2473 amino acids. Gene Ontology annotation, biological process: DNA damage checkpoint signaling; protein phosphorylation; telomere maintenance. The transcript has 24 exons. The record is from RefSeq and is a predicted model, not a curated record. NCBI's taxonomy places the organism in Eukaryota, Fungi, Ascomycota, Eurotiomycetes, Eurotiales, Aspergillaceae. Gene Ontology annotation, molecular function: protein serine/threonine kinase activity; protein binding. Gene Ontology annotation, cellular component: nucleus.